AUGGUAUACUGCGCGGCGUUCGAUUGUAACAACGACUCGAGGUACACAACUGGUAUAUCCUACCAUUGCUUUCCGAGGGAUGAAGCUCUACGAUCACAGUGGCUGGCAAAGAUCUCACGAGCGGAUCUGGUCGUUUCGAAAAACUUCAGGUUGUGCUCAGAACAUUUUACACCUGACUGCUACGAACGAGACUUGAAAGCAGAAAUUCUUGGUUUGAAACCCAGAUCUACGCUAAAACCUGGUGCAAUACCCACGGUUUUUUCGCAUCGGAGACCAUCAAAAAGACCUCGACUUUCAUCGGAGAAACGUUCAGAAGAGAAAAUCAGAAAAGAA
Messenger RNA from Pocillopora damicornis (cauliflower coral), 333 nucleotides. Its product is annotated as THAP domain-containing protein 1-like. Lineage: Eukaryota; Metazoa; Cnidaria; Anthozoa; Scleractinia; Pocilloporidae. The record is from RefSeq and is a predicted model, not a curated record.